Ilex paraguariensis (yerba mate) is the source of this 387-nucleotide messenger RNA. The record is from the annotation of a GenBank genome assembly. Lineage: Eukaryota; Viridiplantae; Streptophyta; Magnoliopsida; Aquifoliales; Aquifoliaceae.
AUGGGCAAGCUGUUUGACACAAUUGUUAUGCAACUGUUGACGACAGCAAAUAAGAAAACCAUUAAUGUUAAAUUACAAGCUGGCAUAGGUUUGUUUAGGGAAAUUAUCGCUACAACAAGAGUUAAUGAGGUGCAGAGUAACGAAGAAGACCAGAUUUUGAAGCCUCAACCACAGGAUGUGACAGUCAUGCUAAGGUUGUUCUCGAAAGAGAAACAUCUGAUCUUGAUAAGGACAGGGAUGAGAAAUAACCUGGGUGACAGAGGUGUUGGAGAAGAGCGGACCAGUGAAGGCAUUAGAUGGAUAAAGAAGAAAGCAAGGGAGAACCAUUCAGUACAAGAGGCAAGUCACUGUGUUCCAAUGACCAAGGACCCUGCCACUACUCACUAA